Aspergillus eucalypticola CBS 122712 is the source of this 1345-nucleotide messenger RNA. Its product is annotated as UPF0075 domain protein. The record is from RefSeq and is a predicted model, not a curated record. The coding region runs from base 23 to 1339 and encodes 438 amino acids. Gene Ontology annotation, molecular function: ATP binding; phosphotransferase activity, alcohol group as acceptor. NCBI's taxonomy places the organism in Eukaryota, Fungi, Ascomycota, Eurotiomycetes, Eurotiales, Aspergillaceae. The transcript is spliced from 3 exons. Gene Ontology annotation, biological process: peptidoglycan turnover; amino sugar metabolic process.
CGAGUUCUCUCUGCCUUUCAAUAUGGACCCUAGCGUUUCUGUAUCCCGCUCCCUGGACCUAACCGUCCUGGGACUCAAUAGUGGCACUUCGAUGGAUGGGAUCGACUGUGCUCUCUGUCGUUUUCAACAGGAAACGCCAGAUUCACCCAUGAGGUUCGAGCUUCUCAAGUAUGGUGAAAUUCCCCUAGAACAAACAAUCAAGAAACGAGUCAUGAACAUCAUCCUGCACAACAAAACAUCUCCGUCCGAGCUAUCCGAAGUGAAUGUCAUUCUCGGUGAGACAUUUGCCGCGGCUGUCAAGGAGUUCUGUGGACAGUAUGAUGUUGAUAUGUCAUCCAUCGACGUUAUUGGCUCCCACGGUCAAACCAUCUGGCUUCUGUCUAUGCCUGAGGAGGGGGAGGUACGCAGUGCUCUCACCAUGGCUGAGGGCUCAUUUAUUGCCUCUCGCACGGGAAUCACGACUGUGACCGACUUCCGGGUUAGCGACCAAGCAGCGGGUCGCCAGGGCGCACCACUGAUUGCUUUCUUUGAUGCCUUGCUCCUGCACCAUCCAACAAAGUUGCGCGCUUGCCAAAACAUUGGCGGAAUUGCUAAUGUCUGUUUUAUCCCGCCCGAUUCCCUCGGAGGCACUGAUGCCUGCUACGAUUUCGAUACGGGCCCAGGGAACGUCUUUAUUGAUGCCGUUGUCCGACACUACACCAACGGCCAGCAGGAGUAUGACAAGGACGGCCAGAUGGGCGCUCGCGGCACGGUGGACCAGGAUCUGGUAGAUGAGUUUCUUCAAACUCAUCCAUACUUCCAGUUAGAUCCACCGAAAACCACGGGCCGCGAGGUGUUCCGAGAUACUUUAGCUUUUGAUCUCAUUCGCAAGGCGGAAUCCAAAGGUCUUAGUCCAGAUGAUGUCGUUGCGACCGUCACUCGGAUCACUGCUCAGGCCAUCGUCGACCACUACCGCCGCUAUGCCCCCAAAGACCUCCCAAUCGACGAAAUUUUCAUGUGCGGCGGCGGCGCUUAUAAUCCAAACAUUACGCAAUAUAUACAAGCACAUUACCCUAGCACGAAGAUUCUGAUGUUGGACCAAGCAGGUAUCCCGGCUUCUGCCAAGGAAGCUAUCACCUUCGCAUGGCAGGGCAUGGAAGCAGUGGUGGGCCGUUCUAUUCCCGUGCCCACUCGGGUUGAAACUCGGCAGCCAUACGUUUUGGGAAAGGUAUCACCAGGCAAGAACUAUCGCAGGGUGUUGCAGCAAGGUAUGCAAUUCGGAGGGGAUAGGCACCACCUGCCUGCAGUAUCCGAGCUCGUGAACUAUGUGAACGGGAAGGAGUUCAACAACAAAUGGUGAUAUAUU